Messenger RNA from Platichthys flesus (European flounder), 5268 nucleotides. It is a transcript of the gene dclk2a, whose product is annotated as doublecortin-like kinase 2a. Gene Ontology annotation, biological process: protein phosphorylation; intracellular signal transduction. Gene Ontology annotation, molecular function: ATP binding; protein kinase activity. The transcript has 17 exons. The record is from RefSeq and is a predicted model, not a curated record. The coding region runs from base 379 to 3180 and encodes 933 amino acids. NCBI's taxonomy places the organism in Eukaryota, Metazoa, Chordata, Actinopteri, Pleuronectiformes, Pleuronectidae. Gene Ontology annotation, cellular component: microtubule cytoskeleton.
UGACUCAGACUCCAGUGAGAGGGAGGAUGUGAGGGAAGAAGGAGCUGGUCUGCGGUCAGUCUGCUGCGGUGCACCCCAACUUUGGUUUGGAAACUCCACAGCGAUGCCUGUCACACUCCGCUGCUGCUGCGCGUUGUAGCACUCGGAUUACUGCUGCUCCUGCGGCGGGGUGUUGUAAGAAGAUCCAUUCAUUCAUCUGGAUUCAGUGUCCGUGGAGGUGAAGAGUGGUUUAUUGUUUGGAAGCUGGUUUUUGCAACGAGCAGAAGUUGCAGAAGCGAGUGCGCACACUGGUCUGGGAGUGACUGGAGACGCACACGUGCACGGACUCAUUCUGGAUUCAAGUGUGAACUGUUUGUUUUUCUGUCAGGACGAUUAAACAUGUCUCUGAGCAGGAGCAUCGAGUUCGAGCACUUCGAGGAGAAGAUGCAGCGGACGCCCAGGAACAACCCGGGCCCCGGGUCCGCGCAUCCUGGCUCCAGGGGAAACGGUGCGGUCCCCAGCCCGGCUCACAGCGCGCACUGCAGCUUCUACCGCACGCGCACCCUGCAGUCACUCACCUCCGAGAAGAAAGCCAAGAAAGUGCGAUUCUACCGCAACGGGGACAAGUAUUUCAAAGGGCUGGUGUACGCCGUGUCCAACGACCGGUUCCGGUCCCUGGACGCGCUGCUCAUGGAGCUGACCCGGUCCCUGUCGGACAACGUCAACCUGCCCCAGGGGGUCCGGAGCCUGUACGUGCUGGACGGGGGCAGGAGGAUCAGCAGCCUGGAAGAGUUAGUGGAGGGUGAGAGUUACGUGUGCGCCUCCAACGAACCCUUCCGACGCGUGGACUACGCCAAGAACGUCAACCCCAACUGGUCGGUGGGCUGCAAGACCGGCACCUCGCGCUCCCUCUCCUCCCUCAUGCAGCUGGUGCAGCGCGAGUCCAAGGACUUCAUCAAGCCCAAGCUCGUCACCGUGAUCCGCAGCGGCGUCAAACCGCGCAAGGCCGUUCGCAUCCUGCUCAACAAGAAGACGGCGCACUCCUUCGAUCAGGUGCUCACCGACAUCACCGAGGCCAUCAAGUUGGACUCUGGAGCCGUGAGGAGGCUGUACACGUUGGAGGGCAAGCAGCUCACCUGCCUGCAGGACUUCUUCGGGGACGAUGACGUGUUUAUCGCGUGCGGCCCGGAGAAGCACCGCUACGCCCAGGACGACUUUGUGUUGGAUCACAGUGGUAAGGCUUCCACAGCCUUUAUGACUGAAUGCAGAGUGCUGAAGUCAUCGUACGGCCGCUCUGCGACUCCCGGCCGCUCGGCUAAGAGCCCCGGACCUUCACGACGCAGCAAAUCCCCCGGAGCAGUGAGACGAGCCGUCCACUACUCCACCAGUCAGUCUCCCAUCAAAUCCCCAGUAAACGGCGUCUCGAGCAGCCAGAUCUCCACCAGGUCCACCAAGUCCUCCAGCCCGUCUCCCACCAGCCCCCGACCCGUCCCCAGCUUUACGCAGAUCCCUCCAUCACUUCACAGCUCCUCCACUGAUGUCAACGGCUCAAUGCACAACCACCAAGAGCAAAGCAACCAACUGAGUCCAGAGGUAAACGGCAACCGCUGCCCCCCCGCCGCCCCCAUUUUGGAGAAAUACGAAGUUGGGAAGGUCAUCGGAGACGGCAACUUUGCCGUGGUGAAGGAGUGUGUGGAGAGGUCCACAGGAAAAGAGUUUGCACUGAAGAUCAUCGACAAGGCCAAGUGCAGCGGAAAGGAGCACCUCAUCGAGAACGAGGUGGCCGUGCUGCGGAGGGUGAAGCACCCCAACAUCAUCAUGCUGGUGGAGGAGGUGGACACGGCCUCGGAGCUCUACCUGGUCAUGGAGCUUGUCAAGGGGGGAGAUUUGUUUGACGCCAUCACCUCCUCGACCAAAUACACGGAGAGAGACGGCAGCAUCAUGAUCUACAACCUGGCUGGAGCUCUGAAGUAUCUGCACAGCAUGAACAUCGUCCACAGGGACAUCAAACCAGAGAACCUGCUGGUGUUUGAAUACCCCGAUGGCACCAAGUCCCUGAAGCUCGGGGACUUCGGCCUGGCCACGGUGGUGGAGGGGCCCCUGAACACCGUGUGUGGAACUCCCACCUACGUGGCCCCAGAGAUCAUCUCAGAGUCCGGUUACGGUCUGAAGGUGGAUAUCUGGGCUGCGGGCGUCAUCACCUACAUCCUCCUCUGUGGGUUUCCUCCGUUCAGAAGUGAGAGUAACUUACAAGAGGAGCUGUUUGACCAGAUCCUUCAGGGACGACUGGACUUUCCCAGUCCUUACUGGGACAACAUCACCGACUCAGCCAAGGAGCUGAUUGGAAAAAUGCUGCAGGUCAACGUCGAGGCUCGAUACACAGCACAAGACGUCCUCUCCCACCCAUGGGUCACGGACGAUGCCGUGAUGGAGAACAACAUGAAGAUGGAGGUGACAGGUAAACUGAAGACGCACUUUAACACCGCGCCGAAGCACAACAACACCACAGCUGGUGUGUCCAUCAUCAUGAACACGGCUCUAGAUAAGGAGACGCUCCAGCUCCCUGCACGUCGCCUCCAGGCCCCGUCCUCCCCCCCGAUCCCACCGGCCUCCCAGUCAGGACCGGCUCCUCCAACCAAACCUCCGCCAUCACACGCCAAAGUACCAGAACCUGCCGACACCACGUUGACCACGUCUGUGCCUGAUGACGAGCCUCCCUGCUCUCAGCCUCCCUGCUCUCAGCCUCCCGGUGAAAACAACCCGUCACCCGUUCAGCCUCCUCCCCCCCUCUCCGCUCCUGUGGGUUCCCUCCGGUUCUCUCCGUCACCCUUUGCCGAAGCGUUCCCGUUGGCACCGUCUCCUGUUCCUCCCCCUCUUGAGUCUGGAUCCCCCUCCGACCCUCCUGCUGUUUCCUGUCCUUCCCCUUCAUCUCCUCCCGAACCGGCUUCCCCCUCUCCCUCCAAAGAAUCACCACACCAGUCGGCCCCCCCGACCGAACCAGCUUCCCCAUCCUCCGUCAAACCAGCUGUGUUCCUCCCUCUUUCGUCCCCGACCAAACAGGAACCUUCCCCCCCUUCUCUCCUCCAUCCGACCCUGUUUCCCUCUCCUCCGUCUACUCCGCCCCGAUCCAUGACCCCGCCCUCUCCAUCCGACCCACCUCCUCCCAGCCCUCCGCCUCCUGAGGAGCUGAUAGAGGUUUAAAGGUGUGGUUACCUUCACUCCUCCUGUUUCCACACACACACACCUACACACACACACGUAUGGUUAGACGUGAGGAGAGUGAACCUCCACCUCCAGCUUCUCCCUGUAUCUGUAGCCUGAGCCAGUGACUGCUGCGUCCUCUCCUUCUUUCCUCACUCGUUCUCCGAGACGGAGGAUGGGAGGUAUUUUUCCAGUGUGAGUGUGAAAAACGAGUUGAUUGUGUAUAUAUAGGUUUGUAUUUAUUAACGGAGGGUGUGGAUGAAGGGAAUGAAAUGAAACCCCUGUGCUCUGAGUGGUUGUCCUUGGAAGGCGGACUGCAUCACAUCAAUGUGAAUUCUUUUUCCUUUAUUUCUUUUCCCGGUGGCUCUUCUGUAAAUAUCCGUCACACACAAACAUCCCAUGUUCUUUGGCGCAUUUAUAUUUCACCCUACCAACUAUAGCCACCGACAGUAUUUUUCUCUUUGCUCAUGAAAACCACAAAUCUACAAUGUGAUAAGGUAAAAGUACCAAGCAGCUAAUAACAGUGAAGGAAGUACCUUGAAUUUCUGUCUGUACAAGUGAAGAUUAACUGUUAAAUCUGCUCAGACUCUAAGUUUGAAACACAGAAACAAGCUAAAGAAAACUUUCUGUAGCUUCCUGUGCAGUUUGUUCUCAUCUUGUUUUAUGAUUUCAUAUAAACUCUGAAGAUAAACAAUUGUCAAAAUCAUUCAUAAUAAUAUUUAUUAUACUUAAAUUAAAUCUUAUGAGCAGCUCAGAGGUGAAGAGAUCUCAAUGAGAAAUGUUUGUUUGUGGUGCUCCGAUUAAAAAAAUACAGUUGUCUACCAAACACAUUCCCUGAAAAUCUGAAGAAUUGAUACAAAUAAAUAUCUAUCAUUAGUAUUUAACGAACAGCAUCUGGAACAUUGUUGAAGUUGGAAUCCCGUAAGGCUGUUAUCACCACAAACUUAAUCCUUUCCACCUUCGAGGUAUUUUAGCAACACUUCUGCUGAGCAGCAGCGCCCCCUGCAGCUUCACAUGGUUAUUAAUUCAGUUGUCUGAGUGGCUUUCAUGUAGAGAAGAGAAGAGUCCAUCAGUGUGAUGACCUGAGCUCUGACUGCAUCGCCCCACUCGCUGAACUGAAACAAGACAGAUUUGACUCAUGGUCCCCGGCUUCCUGAACAAAUGCAUCAAAAUCUGAUGAGAACUAUUGAUAUUUCAAAAGAAGAUAAACAUCUUUUAACUAAUCUAUGGUUCGGUGUUAAUCUGCGACAGUCAGAGAUCGAACCCACCCAAGUGAAAAAGAAAGAGGAAACACUCUUUCUAUUCCAAGUUCAAGUGGAUAUUUUAAGUUAUAAAGUUGCAUAGUGUUGGUUUGACGGAGACAAGAGGAAAAAAUGUCCUGGUCAAAAACCGAGUCAAGACUAUUUAGUAGUUUAAGACUCACUGACACGAUCAAUAACACAAUAACUGUCAUUUAUAAUUUAAAUAAUGUUUUUCAUAAUGUGAAGAAACUUUUCUGUCGAUGUGAAGUUUCUGCUGCGACGGACAAGAUGCACAUUCUGGUUUGAUCCCAGUUCAGAGACUUUCCCACUGACUGGUGACCACACGCUGACGAGCUGCAUGAGACUCAACGCUGCUCCUGUCCUUUGAUCUUUAUAAAAAUGUCGGCUUUACCAAGUAGAGGGAUGAAUGUGUUGUCAGGCCACAGGUGUGUGUGUGUGUGCCUCACUGCUUCACGAUGCCUUUACCAGCGCCAACCUGUGCAUCCUCAGUUUAUCUUUAAAUGGUUUGUUGUUCACUGGUUUUAAACUGCUCAGCUGGUGUUAGCGGUGUCGACUCCUCCUGCUCUCAGCUGCAUGAAGACCCCCCCCCCCCCCAGCUCAGUCAGGUUGGUCGCUGAGCUCCUCUUACGUAUUCCUACUUAGUUUCCUAUGCUUCGUCAUAGCAGUUUGUAAAAAAGGGAAAUUUAUAUGAGGAAAAACAGGUAGAGCUGAAACUGGAGUUUUUAAAUUAGACCUAGAGCUUUUAAUGUCCCACUGUUUGAAAACAUGGCAGCGCGAGGAAAAAUGAAUAAAUCUAAAAAUGCAAUAAAGACUUGAAAAUGAACAA